Messenger RNA from Colletotrichum karsti, 1629 nucleotides. Its product is annotated as rhamnogalacturonase b. The transcript has 2 exons. Gene Ontology annotation, biological process: pectin catabolic process. Gene Ontology annotation, molecular function: carbon-oxygen lyase activity, acting on polysaccharides; carbohydrate binding. NCBI's taxonomy places the organism in Eukaryota, Fungi, Ascomycota, Sordariomycetes, Glomerellales, Glomerellaceae. Bases 1 to 1629 code for a protein of 542 amino acids. The record is from RefSeq and is a predicted model, not a curated record.
AUGGCGUUCAACAACCUUCUUCACGUUCUUUUCUUCGCCGUCCUCUCCUUCACCUCUUCUGCUCUGGCCGCCUUUGGCGUCACCACCUCGGGCAACAACCUCAUUGUCGAUGCCGGAUCAUCCAACUCUCUCGUCUUCUCUGUCUCCAAGUCCAGCUGUGACAUCAACUCCAUCAAGUACCGCGGCAAUGAGCUUCAGUAUGGCAGCAAGGGCAGCCACAUCAGCUCCGGUCUUGGAACUGCCACUGUCGCUUCUACCACCAUCAAGGCCAGCACUGGCAAUGUGAUCAAGGUCACCUGCACCACCUCGACGUUGACUCACUACCUCAUCGUCAAGGAGGGUGAGGCCAACAUUUACAUGGCUACCUACAUCACUGCUGAGCCCUCUAUCGGUGAGCUGCGCUUCAUCGCUCGUCUCAACAAGGACAUCCUGCCCAGCGAAUACCCCUUCGGUGCCGUUUCCACCACCGCCGGUUCUUCUUCCACCGUCGAGGGCUCCGAUGUCUUCGUCGUUAGCGGCCAGACCCGGUCCAAGUUCUACUCCUCCGAGCGCUUCAUCGACGACAAGGUCCGCUGCGUCUACGGCACCAGCCCCGAGGAGAUCCACGUCUGCAUCUCCGUCAACCCGGCCACCGGUUUCGAGCUCUCCUCUGGAGGUCCCUUCUUCCGCGACAUCAACACCAACAACGCCGGCGACUCCACCAACCUGUACAACUACAUGAACAGCGGUCACGUCCAGACCGAGGCCUUCCGCAUGGGUCUCCACGGCCCCUACGUGAUGAGCUUCUCCCGCUCCGGUAUCCCCAAGGCUACCGACUUCAACUACGACUUCUACAAGGACCUCAGCCUCUCGGGCUACGUCGCCGCCUCCGGCCGUGGUACCGUCACCGGCACCGCCUCCGGCAUCUCCGGCAGCUUCCAGCGUGUUGUUCACUGGUACAACGCCAACGCCCAGUACUGGGCCUAUGCUUCCUCCAGCGGCGCCUUCACCUCGCCCGCCAUGAAGCCCGGCACCUACACCAUGGUCCUCUACCAGACCGAGUUCAAGGUUGCCACUUCGUCCGUCACCGUCACCGCCGGCAAGGCCACCACCGCCAACAUCGCCAGCACCUUGACCUCCCACACCAGCCUCUUCAAGAUCGGCGAGUACGACGGCCAGCCCACUGGUUUCCGCAACGCCGACAAGCAGCUCCGCAUGCACCCCUCCGACAGCCGCAUGAGCAGCUGGGGCCCUCUGACCUACACCGUCGGCUCCUCCUCCGCCUCCGACUUCCCCAUGGCCGUCUUCACCGCCGUCAACAACCCCGUCACCAUCAAGUUCAACCUCAACUCCGCCCCGGGUGCUGCCACCCUCCGCAUCGCCACCACUCUCAGCUUCGCCAGCGGUCGUCCCCAGGCCAAGGUCAACAGCUGGAGCGGCGCCACCCCUGCUGCGCCCACCAAGAUCGACUCCCGUGGUGUUACCCGUGGUGCCUACCGUGGCUACGGCGAGAUCUACGACGUCGCUAUCCCUGCUGGCACUCUCGUUGCUGGAGCCAACACCAUCACCAUUACUAUUGCCUCCGGCAGCAGUGGCGACACUUACCUGAGCCCCAAUGUCAUCUUUGACUGCGUUGAGCUCUUUAAGUAA